Molecule: messenger RNA, 582 nt
Organism: Macrobrachium nipponense
Lineage: Eukaryota; Metazoa; Arthropoda; Malacostraca; Decapoda; Palaemonidae
Exons: 4
Coding region: 1-582 (193 amino acids)
Source: RefSeq, a predicted model, not a curated record
AUGGAUGAGCCUCAAUUGAGGAAAGUGGGUGAGAAAGUAAUUUCAAGAGAGGUGGAUGACCAUCCGGGGAAAAAGCAGAUAAGAGAGAAGAAGGAGAAGGAGAUAAAGCGACUCCGAGAUAUAAAAGCAGUAACGAGAGACGAUAAAGAGAUGUUGCGGAGAGAUAUUGCUACCCUGAUACUAGGAGACGGAAUGGAAGCAGAGGACGCCGAUGAUAUGCAACGCCCUUUCGAGUGGGAGGAGGAAUGGGAGGAGGUGGAGAAUGAUGGGAGGGAAAAGGAUGUACGGGGAGGAGGAGGAGGAGGAGUGGGAAAAAGGUGUAGGAGAGGAGGAGGAGGAGCAGGAGGAGCAGGAUUAGGAGGAGGUGGUAGUGAAGAAGGGCGAGGGGAGGUGGAGAAUGGUGAGAGGGAUAAAGGUGUAGGAGGAGGAGAAGCAGGAGGAAGAGGAGAAGGAGGAGGAGGACUAGGAGGAGAAGGAGGAGGAGGAGGAGGAAGAGGAGGAGGUGGUGGUGAAGAAGGGCGAGGGAAGGAAAAAGGGGUAGGAGUUGGGGGGAAAGGAGUAGGUGGAGAAGAAGAACGAUGA